AUGGCACGAAGAAAACAAACUCAUUCACCUUCCCGUUCAGAAAAGAAUGAUGAGCAGUCUGCUGGUGAGGAAGAGGAAGAGCAAAAUGAAGGUUCUCCUAGGGGAAAUACACCUCCUCGGUCUCCAACUCCAGAGGAUGUUGUUAAUGAUUCUAUUCCUACUCCUCCUUCAUCUCCAACCAAGUCUAAUGUUCUGGAUUCGGCUCCUCCUCCACCUCCACCUACAUCACAACCUUCUUCUACAAUUGCUCCACCACCGCCUGUCAGCUCUACUCCUAUUACUACAGCUCCAUUACUACAGCUCCAUUACUACCUCCUAUUUUUUCCCAAGAAACUUUCACCACUACACCUAUCAUCACCUCUACCAUCGAUUCUUCAAAUCCCAAGUGAUGAUGAUGAAUCUGUUCCAACGACCAAGCAGCAGAUAGACAGUGUUAAUGAAAAGCUUGAUGCCCUGGUUGAGUCCUCUAAGAAGUGCAAUGAUAUUGUCAUGAAAGCCUUUCUAGAUACAGCGUUGCACCAGUAUCAUGAGUCCAUCGACAAAUGCACUGCUGCUGUGGAUGAUUCUAGUUCUUUGUGCAAGAACCCUACAGCUGAUGUCAAAAACCUUAUUCAUGAUUCCAAGGUUUUCCUUGAUUCUCUCAACGGUCAUGCUGAGACAAACGCUACUAAGGUGAAUGCAUCGGUUGCUUCCAUGUCUCAGUCUCUUCAAGGAGAACAAGCCAAAUUUGAGACUCUUCGGUCUGAUGUUUUUACUGAUAACAAGACUUUUCUGGCAUCUGUUGACUCUCGGUUAGACAAACUCAAUGCUGAUUUCCAGGUGGAAAGGAAACUACGAGAUGAUCUUGCUCAACAUAUCGCUAUCAAUGAAGUGCAGAAGGCUGAAAUUGCCAGAGCAGAAAGAGAAAUUUCGCUGUUAAAAACCGAAUGA
Molecule: messenger RNA, 930 nt
Organism: Lactuca sativa (garden lettuce)
Lineage: Eukaryota; Viridiplantae; Streptophyta; Magnoliopsida; Asterales; Asteraceae
Source: RefSeq, a predicted model, not a curated record